This is a messenger RNA of Theobroma umbraticum, 1156 nucleotides long. RefSeq names its product myb-related protein 308-like. Lineage: Eukaryota; Viridiplantae; Streptophyta; Magnoliopsida; Malvales; Malvaceae. The record is from RefSeq and is a predicted model, not a curated record.
ACCAAAUUACAUUAGCAGCAGUUAAUGACUUAGACCUGUCGUACUAGAAAUCCUAUAUAUAGGACUUGGUUUGCUGCUUCUUUAACUGGACUGCACCAAACCCACAUCCAUCUCCUUUACUCCCAUCAUCUUUUGCCUAGCCAUCACCGAGCUAUAUGUACGAAGGCCAUUGCCAAAAUCAGCGCCAAAGUCUGGUAUUGCAAAGCAGGAAGCGGAAAAUGGGCAGGUCCCCUUGUUGUGAGAAAGGUCACAUGAACAAAGGAGCUUGGACUAGAGAAGAAGAUGAGCUUCUCAUAGCUUACAUCCAAGCUCAUGGAGAAGGUUGUUGGAGAUCCCUCCCUAAAGCUGCUGGACUUCUCCGUUGUGGAAAGAGUUGCCGUCUUCGAUGGAUUAACUAUUUGCGUCCUGAUCUCAAGAGGGGUAAUUUCACUGAUGAAGAAGAUGAACUCAUCAUCAAGUUACAUAGCCUUCUUGGUAACAAGUGGUCAAUAAUAGCAGCAAGGCUACCAGGAAGAACAGAUAAUGAGAUCAAGAAUCACUGGAAUACCCACAUAAAGAGGAAGCUAUUGAGCAGAGGUAUCGACCCCUUGACGCAUCGACCGAUCAAUGAACAAGCUGCUACUCACAGCACAGAUAGGGGCUCGUCUGCUGCAGUUCUGAGACAGGAUGCGAAGACCGAUAUUGAGUUUCCUUACCUAAACCACAACAACCCAGAUGGAGAAAAGUACCCAGAGUUGAAUCUUGAGCUGCGGAUAAGCCCUCCUUCUUCACACCCACCUCGAAAAGAGGAGACAACAGACAGAAAAAUCAUUUGCUUCUGCUCUAGCUUGGGACUGCAGAACAGCAAGGGGUGCACUUGUGGGGCAGUAGGAAUAGAACAUCUGAGAUUUUGUGCUUGACGGGUGGCGUUUUGGAUUACAGAAGGUUGGAGUUGAAGUGAGAAUUUAACUUCAUAUAUCUGAUGGCAAAACCAAUACUAGUUUAUGUGUAUGAAAGGUUUCUCUAGUUCCCCUUCUGGUUUGUAUAUCUGUUUGUUUUACUAUGAAACACCCCUGACACUUUCUGUCUGUAGUUCAAUGAAAAUUUAGGAAUGUUUGUCCACAUAUUCAAAUCUUUGCUAAGAUUUCUUUAGGAUUAUUGAAUGUUUCUUGACUUA